This is a messenger RNA of Pseudogymnoascus destructans, 1472 nucleotides long. RefSeq lists its product as uncharacterized. Gene Ontology annotation, biological process: calcium-mediated signaling. Lineage: Eukaryota; Fungi; Ascomycota; Leotiomycetes; Thelebolales; Thelebolaceae. Gene Ontology annotation, molecular function: calcium-dependent protein serine/threonine phosphatase regulator activity; nucleic acid binding. The coding region runs from base 435 to 1181 and encodes 248 amino acids. The record is from RefSeq and is a predicted model, not a curated record. The transcript has a single exon. Gene Ontology annotation, cellular component: cytoplasm; nucleus.
CUAUAUCUAGUUGAUGUUAGUCCCGUGACUUGGCGCCGUGUACAAGUGUACCUUAGAGCAUGGCGGGGGCGCAGCAGCCCACCCAUGACGCUUGCUUCGGUUUCGCUGUCGCCGACCACUUGCCACCGCCCCCCCCCGCCGUCCUCCUUGACUCGAUCCUCAACAAUUUGCUGCGGCUACUGGACUUCCCAAAAGCCGUAGAGAAAGCCAAAACGGAAGGACGGAGCGCUGACAGACCUCCACCAUACCCACCACCCUCGUAUAUAUUCACUCUUCCUCGCCCACCUUCAGUCAACACCUUCAGAAAUCGGAUCUGAGAUCUAGACAACAGAAGCAAAUCCCUGCGAACAAAACCACGAAUAAACCCACAUACCAGCCUUACUAGGACUACUUCUCUCACCACACUAUAACACAACAUCUACACUACAAGCACCAUGACGACCCAGUCAAGUCCAGAGUCCUCGCGAGCAUCCACACGCUCACGCACCCCUCUCAGCCUCGAUAUUUCCGCAGUCCCGGCUCUCCAGCAGCCUACUCCUCCAUCCAACACCCUCAUUAUCACAAACCUGAACGGCCUAGAAAUAUUCCGACCCGAUAACCUCCAAACGAUCAGAGAGCUCAUCAACUCCUCAGCACCAAUUCACUCUUGGGCACCUCUCAAAUCAUUCCGCCGCAUCAUCGUAUCCUUCUUUGAGGAGGAGUCAGCAAUCCGCAUACGACAGAUCCUCGAUGGCGAGUCCAUUAUGGGCGAGUGUGUGAGGGUGUAUUUUGGCCAGCCAACAUCCAUAGAGACAAAAGACGAACACCUACCCCUGCCGGACGCAGGCAAGCUCUUCUUCAUCUCUCCUCCGCCAUCCCCACCACACGGCUGGGAGGUGAAGCUUGAGGACGCACCAAACAAGCAAGUCCACGCAGAGGAUUUGGCAGAGGCGCUGGCAAAGCUACACCACAGACCAAACACUGAUCUCCCAUCGUCUCCAUUGAGUGAAACCGAUGGCGAGGGCCGGAAACGAAGUGGCAGCACUACAAUGAUCUACCACCCGCAAGACCACGGCGAUAGCCCUGCACUGCCAGCCAUCGCGGUUGAGGAUUUCACCGACGAGCCUGAGUCAAACAGUGAUAUGGAUAUCGAUAGGCCGAUUUUGGCCCACACUUCGAGGCCGCCCGUCGAGCUAAUGUAGGGUGGCUAAAAUUGGCAUUUUAAUUUGGGCGUUGAGUGAAGCAUGGCAUUGGGGGCAUUUUAUUGGAUGGCGUUAAGAGGUGACAAACUAGUCAGGGCGAUUCCCAACUAUGAGCUGUAGUCAACUAUGUUGGCCGUAUCGGAGUAAUAAAAUAUAUAUAAUCCGGACUAUUUAACUUACCUGUUUUUUAAUUUGAUGUCAGUGACCUGCCACCCGGUACGAGCUUCACCAGAGCAAAAUAAAAUCAUGACACAAAAGUUUUCUCCGCUCUUGUGAAAGAACAACUUCCCU